This is a messenger RNA of Botrytis deweyae, 851 nucleotides long. RefSeq lists its product as uncharacterized. The coding region runs from base 108 to 653 and encodes 181 amino acids. The record is from RefSeq and is a predicted model, not a curated record. The transcript has 2 exons. NCBI's taxonomy places the organism in Eukaryota, Fungi, Ascomycota, Leotiomycetes, Helotiales, Sclerotiniaceae.
UCCUCCAUUCAUGGAAAAGUGUUGACGUCUUGUAUGUCUUUCUAGAAAAUCAUAUAAUUCAAUUGUAUUGAUCUACAUAUCUAUCCACCAAGGGACUUUCUAUCAAUAUGCUUCCAAAACCAAGGCUUAACGUUCAAAACUUUCCACGUCCACCUCUCCUUGAGAAAACAUCUCGUCAUCUCGUUAUAAGAUAUCGAGGUCAAACCAUUGCUGAAACAAGUGAUGCAUAUUGGGUUUUGGAAACAUAUCAUUCGCCCACAUACUACCUCCCCGCCACAUCCCUAUCUCCAAAGUUUCCUCUGACCCCCACCAACAAAUCCACUUUUUGUGAAUACAAAGGAUGGGCCACAUACUACUCGAUCUCAUUACCUGCACCUUUCUCCCCUUCUCCUGCCUCUUCUUGUCCUUUUGAAGACCAACUAAAAUCAUCCGAGCCACGAAAGCAUGAAAUAUCCAACAGGAUAUGGUCAUAUGAAUCUCCUACACCUCAGUAUGCUGAUUUGAAAGGUUAUUUGAGUUUCUAUGCUGGACCAUGGGAUUGUUAUGUGGAUGGAGAGAAAGUUAUACCGCAACCUGGAGACUUUUAUGGUGGUUGGACUACGAGUGAGCUUGAUGGCAUCAUUAAAGGGAGUGCCGAGACAAGAUGGAUGUGAAGUCAGACAAGAUGGAUGUGAAGUCGGGGGCUGUAAAGAUAUAUUCAGAUAGGGUGUAUAUUUUGGGCGUUCUGGUGUGUCACACAGUGAGAUUUGCAAAUAAUCAUGAUAUAAUACGCCUCAGCAUGGAUACUUGUUAGAGUGAAGCUGAACAUGCAUGCCAUAAAUGUUUGUCCAGUCAGUAAAAUCCAAUUUGAA